Molecule: messenger RNA, 2297 nt
Organism: Chelmon rostratus (copperband butterflyfish)
Lineage: Eukaryota; Metazoa; Chordata; Actinopteri; Chaetodontiformes; Chaetodontidae
Product: beta-galactosidase-1-like protein 2
Exons: 19
Coding region: 115-1932 (605 amino acids)
Biological process (GO): carbohydrate metabolic process
Cellular component (GO): vacuole
Molecular function (GO): beta-galactosidase activity
Source: RefSeq, a predicted model, not a curated record
GAGCACUAUUAUAUUGUUGUUCUGAAACAACAACUGUUUCCCUUAUCCACACUGUUUGAGGCCUCCCAGCACCAUCCUUCAUUCAAAUGCACCCUGGCAGGCCCAGCAUCAAGAAUGAGCCGUGUGGAGGGUCUGAGGGCCAGCUCGUCUCAGUUCACUCUGGAGGGAGAGCCUUUCCGCAUCCUUGGAGGCUCCAUCCAUUACUUCCGUGUCCCCAGAGCCUACUGGGAGGACCGUCUGCUGAAGAUGAAGGCCUGUGGCCUCAAUACUCUCACAACAUAUGUGCCAUGGAAUCUGCAUGAGCCUGAGAGAGGAUCAUUCAGCUUUCAGGAUCAGCUGGACCUCAAGGCCUACGUCAGUUUAGCAGCAGCGAUGGGUCUGUGGGUGAUCCUGCGUCCUGGACCUUACAUCUGCGCUGAAUGGGACUUGGGCGGGUUGCCUAGCUGGUUGCUACAAGAUAAAGGAAUGCAGCUGAGGACAACUUAUCCUGGAUUUGUAGAUGCUGUCAACCUCUACUUUGACAAGCUUGUUGCAGUUAUCAAACCCCUCAUGUUUGAAGACGGGGGCCCAAUCAUUGCCAUUCAAGUUGAGAAUGAGUAUGGAUCAUAUGCCAAAGAUGAGAAAUACAUGCCGUUCAUAAAGAAUUGUCUCCAGUCCAGAGGGAUCAAUGAGCUCCUGCUGACUUCAGACAACUGGGAGGGCUUGAGAUACGGCGGGAUGGAGGGAGUUCUUAAGACAAUAAACCUCCAGAGACUGUCGUUUGGAGCUAUUCAGUAUUUAGCUGACAUGCAGCCCCAGAAACCUCUAAUGGUGAUGGAGUAUUGGUCUGGCUGGUUUGACGUCUGGGGAGAAAGUCACCACGUAUUCCAUGCUGAGGACAUGCUGGCUGUUGUGUCAGAGAUCCUGGAGAGAGGUGUCUCCAUUAAUCUGUACAUGUUUCAUGGGGGAACCAGCUUUGGCUUCAUGAACGGAGCAAUGGACUUUGGCACCUACAAACCUCAGGUCACCAGUUAUGAUUACGACGCUCCACUAUCUGAGGCUGGAGAUUACACCCCAAAAUAUCAACUCUUGCGGAAUUUAUUCAGCCAGUACUACUCUGAGCCUCUUCCUGAAGUGCCCUCUCCUCAGGGGAAGAGAGCAUACGACCCUGUUGUCAUCCAGCGGCACCUGUCGCUGUGGGACAGCCUGCACUUCGCCGACAAGCCAUACAGGUCAGAGAGGCCGGUAAACAUGGAGAAUCUCCCUGUCAACAAUAACAAUGGUCAGUCAUACGGUUACACACUGUAUGAAACCACCAUCACCAGUGGAGGAACCCUCAACUCCAAGAACAACAUCAGAGACAGAGCACUGACUUUUGUGGACAGGCAAUAUGUUGGUAGCUUGGACAACAAGACUCAUGAGCUGACACUCCCUGACGGAAAGGGGGAGAGGACGUUGAGUUUAUUUGUGGAGAACUGUGGAAGAGUGAAUUAUGGGAAAGCUCUGGACGAACAGCGCAAAGGUAUUGUGGGAGACAUUCUGUUGAAUCACACCCCUCUGAGAGGAUUUACCAUCUUCUGUUUAGACAUGAAGCCAGGCUUCAUGAAAAGAUUAAUGAGUUCUGGCCAGUGGAAAUCUGACCUGAAGUCGCCCUCCAUUCCAGGGUUUUUCCAGGCCAGACUGUAUGUAGAUGGUCCUCCCAAAGACACUUUCAUCAGACUCCCUGGUUGGGGUAAAGGAGCUGUGUUUGUCAAUGGCCAGAACCUUGGGCGCCAUUGGUUCAUUGGUCCCCAGCAUUUCCUUUAUCUCCCAGGAGCUUGGCUUAGAAGUGGAGAGAAUCAGAUUAUUGUUUUCGAGGAACAAAGAGCGGAUGACAAAGUUCUGUUUGCUGAAAAUCCUGAUCAUGGAAGGACAACUGAUGUUUACAAACUCCCCUUUUGCACACUGCUGUGAAGAUAAUGUACAGCUACAGCUCAGAUCUAGUGUACUGAUACUGGCAGUUAUCAAGAUUUAAAGCUAUUAUUUUACUCAUGAUAUUUUCCAAUUGCCAUUGUACAGCAGUAUGUUUUGGUUUUUCUUUCUUCAAAGGUUUAGUGAAAUGUCUUGCCGUUUAUUCUGUUGCCUUAAAUUCAACAAUGCAACACCGUCUGAUUGGUCUUGUUUUGUUAUUUCAGUAUGAACUUCGCUCUGAUUAGAAAUGAUGUUGUUUGAACCUUUGAAAGCGUGGCACGCCCUCACAAGCUUCUCAUUGGACCACAGGCUUGUCUUUCGAGCGACGCUAUCUUAUUCACAAAAGACGUCUAACCGCACGCAGCAUC